Myripristis murdjan (pinecone soldierfish) is the source of this 1104-nucleotide messenger RNA. Its product is annotated as butyrophilin-like protein 10. The record is from RefSeq and is a predicted model, not a curated record. Bases 1 to 1104 code for a protein of 367 amino acids. The transcript has 6 exons. Lineage: Eukaryota; Metazoa; Chordata; Actinopteri; Holocentriformes; Holocentridae. Gene Ontology annotation, molecular function: signaling receptor binding. Gene Ontology annotation, biological process: regulation of cytokine production; T cell receptor signaling pathway. Gene Ontology annotation, cellular component: external side of plasma membrane.
AUGGUUCAUCAUGAGGAAAGACUGCCUGUUAAAUCUCAGCUCAGUGUCUUCAGCGCCUCAGUGUUUCUUCUUCUAACACACACCUGUGCAGGUCAGUCUCUGCUGAUUGGUCCACCUCAGCCAAUAGUAGCAAUAGUUGGCGAUGACACCAUCUUGCCGUGCCACCUGGAACCUGCCGUGGCUGUUAUUGGCAGGACAGUGGUGUGGACGAGACCUGACCUGAAGCCCAGCUUCGUCCAUGUGUGGCGAGAAGGUGUGGACCUUAUAGUUCACCACUACCCGUCCUACAAGGGAAGAACGUCUCUGUUCACGGACAAACUGAAGCAUGGAGACGUUUCACUGAAACUCUCUGAAGUGAAACUCUCUGAUGAGGGAAAAUACAGAUGCUUCAUUCCUUCACUGGGUAAAGAAACUUCUGUAGAGCUUGUUGUUGGUCAGUAUCAGCUGAUUGGUCCACCUCAGCCAAUAGUGGUGAUACUUGGUGAUGACGUCACUUUGCCAUGCCACCUGGAGCCUGCCAGGGAUGUCACUGCCAGGGCUGUGGAGUGGACGAGACAUGACCUGAAGCCCAGCUUUGUCCAUGUGUGGCGUGAAGGUCUGGAACUUCUGAUUGAUCAACACCCAUCCUACAAAGGCAGAACGUCUCUGUUCAUGGACAAACUGAAGCAUGGAGACGUUUCACUGAAACUCUCUGAAGUCAAACUCUCUGAUGAGGGAAAAUACAGAUGCUUCAUUCCUUCACUGGGUAAAGAAAUGACUGUGGAGCUUGUUGUUGGUGCUGCCUCCUCUCCUGUCCUCAAUGUGACCAAAAGCAGCAGUGGAGUGGUUUUAGAGUGUGAAAGUAAAGGUUGGUACCCAGAGCCUGAGCUGUUUUGGCUGGACGCUGAGGGAAAGCUCCUCUCUGCUGGAGCUCCAGAGACAGUCAGAGGUCCUGAUGGCCUCUAUACUGUCAGCAGCAGAGUGACUGUGGAGAAGAGCCACAGCAACAGCUUCACCUGCAGGGUUCAGCAGCUCAGCAUCAACCAGACCAGGGACACACACAUCCACUUUCCAGAUGAUUUCAUCCUGUCUCCUGUUGUUUCUGACGCCAUUGUGCGAGUAUAG